This is a messenger RNA of Rosa rugosa (rugosa rose), 2208 nucleotides long. Its product is annotated as protein CHUP1, chloroplastic. The coding region runs from base 166 to 1830 and encodes 554 amino acids. Gene Ontology annotation, biological process: chloroplast organization. The transcript has 8 exons. Gene Ontology annotation, cellular component: chloroplast outer membrane. The record is from RefSeq and is a predicted model, not a curated record. NCBI's taxonomy places the organism in Eukaryota, Viridiplantae, Streptophyta, Magnoliopsida, Rosales, Rosaceae.
AAAUAGGCCAAAAGUUGUGUAACAAGGACUGGUUUAUUUGAUUAUAUAAAAAGAAAAGGCUCACAAGACACAAGUCCACAGAGAAACACAAUCACAUCGGUAUAUUCUAGUUGUUCUUCUCAGAAUCUCAAAAGGGUUUAUUGAAAAAGACACCAUCUUCAAGCCAUGAGCACAAAGCAAGGAGCUUCAACAAAGAUUCAGAGCAAGAAUUCCACUAACAUGUCUCAGCUCAGAGCUUCCUCUAAAGCAAAGGAGUCUCAAACUCCAACUCAAAGACCCUCCAGAGCAAAAUCAGUGACUCCAGAUGUGACUAAUAGCAGUGAUUCCAGGAGUAUUAGGAGGGCUGUUCUGCAAAACAAGCCUAAAUCUGGAGAAUUGGUGUUGGGAUCUCAGAAAAGUAAGGAACUUGAGGAGUUUAAAGUUGUGGGUAGUAGUAGGAAGCCCCAAGUUGUGGAGCAAUUUGCUAAGCCCAGAAGGCAGAGGCCUGUUGUGGAGGCCAAUUGUAAGAGAAAUGAGGAUGACCCACAUCAGAAAGUGAAGGACUUGCAGGAAAAAAUUGAAGUGAGUGAGAGUUUGAUCAUGAAUUUGCAGGCUGAGGUUUUGGGAUUGAAGGCAGAGUUGGGUAAGGAACAGGGGAUGAACCUGGAGCUGCAGUCACAGAAUAAAAAGCUUAGUGAGAAUCUUGCUGCUGCUGAAGCAAAGAUUGCAGCUUUAACGACUCCUCAACAGAGGGAGUCAAAUGGCUACCAGAGUCCUAAAUUCAAAGAUCUUCAGAAACUCAUUGCCAACAAAUUAGAAAGCUCAGUAGUAAAGAAAGAGGCAGUGAAUGAAUCAAGUCCUAUUAAAGUAGCAUCACCUCCACCGCCACCACCACCUGUAAUUCCUAGAGUUGCAGCCACCUUUCCACCGCCUCCACCUCCUCCACCACCAUCACUCCGGCCACCACCACCACCUCCACCUCAGCCCUCAGCGAGGGUGUCAAUCACUCAGAAGGCUUCAGAGCUUGUACAGUUUUAUCACUCCUUGAGGAAGCAAGAGGUGAAGAGGGACUCUCCAGAAUCUAGAAACCAUCAUAAACCAGGGGCUAUUAGUGCACAUAAUAGCAUAGUUGGCGAAAUUCAAAAUCGAUCAGCACAUCUGAUAGCUAUAAAAGCAGAUGUUGAAUCAAAAGGAGAGUUCAUCAAUGGCCUUAUCCAGAGGGUUCUGGCUGCUGCCUAUACAGAUAUUGAGGAUGUUCUAAAAUUUGUGCAUUGGCUCGAUGGAGAACUUGCAUCGUUGGCUGAUGAACGUGCUGUAUUAAAGCACUUUAAUUGGCCAGAGAGGAAAGCUGAUGCCAUGCGAGAAGCUGCAAUAGAAUAUCGUGACCUUAAACAGUUGGAAAGUGAAAUUUCUUCGUAUAAGGAUGACACCACCAUUCAAUGUGCAGCUGCCUUGAAGAAGAUGGCUGGCUUAUUAGACAAGUCGGAGCAAAGCAUUCAAAGGUUAGUCAAGUUGAGAAAUUCAGUUAUGUGUUCUUAUCAGGAAUGCAAAAUUCCAACUGACUGGAUGCUUGAUUCAGGGAUUGUGAGUAAGAUAAAGCUGGCUUCCAUGAAUUUGGCUAAAAUUUACAUGAAGAGAGUUACAUUGGAGCUUGAAUCCAUUCGAUAUUCAGAUAGAGAAUCAAGUCAAGAAUCUCUUCUGGUUCAAGGCGUGAAUUUUGCAUACAGGGCACACCAGUUUGCUGGAGGUCUCGACUCUGAAACAUUAUGCGCUUUCGAAGAGAUAAGACAACGAGUACCAAGACAUUUAGGAGGUUCGCAAGAGCUAUUGGCAGGCAUAGCAUCAUCCUAACAGGCUACAAUCAGAGACUUCUUGCUGCCAGUUAUAGGCACUUAAAGAAAAUUAACUGCAUGCAUCUAAUAUUCUAAUACUUUCAGUGCAUUUCUCACGUUUGCAAAAGCCUCAGCUCCCAACUGGAUGCAAAGCUCGCAGAAUCUCGCUGCAAAACUAUAUCAGUUUUGCGAACGAAUUAAGUGGCUCCUUCACCAUGCCACCAAUCAAAGCUCCUGCUGUCAACUAACAGCUGCUGUCAACUAAUUAUACUCAAGAGUAAACCGAUGUUCGCAUUGUAUUUAAUUUUCUUCUGUAAUAAGACUGUACACUGAUUGUGCUAGCUCAACUAGUUCAACGGCGCAUUGAAUAAAAUCCCGGCUCAACUACCUUGGUUCA